GCCCCCUUCCUGCCUGCACACAGCCGCCCAUGCAGCCGCCCGUACUAAGUCUGUCCUCACGCCUUGGUACGAGGGGGGCAGGGGGGCAGGGGAGCUCGAGAGGGAAGGGGUGAUCCGUCUUGCCAUAGCAGCCGUGCAGUGGGCAGUCCUCACCCGCGACACCCUCCGUCUUGUCCCCUCUGUGUGUGUGUGAUCCUCCCCUUCCCUCCUCCUCCUCAUCCUCCUCCUCGUCCUCCUAGGAGUGGCCAGAGGGUCCAGAGAGGAACAGACGCUGGGCAGACAACGCGGCGCGGCGGCGGGCGUACCAUACCCUCAGACUAAGGUGGCGGCGGCGGGCGUGUGUGGCAGGUCUGCUCCUCCUCACCUGCUGCCCGGUUCUUUGUUUUGGCGCGGUCACUAUCCCCGCCCCUCGCCCCUCAGUGACGCCCGGGCCUUUACCUCGCUUGCCUGGCCGACGCGCGCCCUCCGGUAACGUGGAAACUCCUGCGCUGCGCUCGAGCCCUGAGACCUGACCUGAGACCUGCACUGCUGCCUCCUCCUUCUCCUCCUCCUCCUCCUCCUCCUGACGGGCGUGAGGGAGGAGCCGCCGCAGCGAGGAUGAGGGCGGGAGGCCGAGGGCUGCUUCUUCUGAUCCUCGUGUGUGCAGUCAGCGUGAGCCUCGGCGAGUCACGUGUCCACAGACGGUCCAGGACAAGCUGGAUACAAUCUUAUCAUCCACAACCAUACGCAAAUACAAUAGCCAGCAACAACAACAACAACAACAACCGCAGGAGCCACCAUCGCAACGGUAACAUCAAUAGUCACCUUCAGCACAACGCCUUCAACAGCUACAGUCGCGACCACAACAGACAGGCCCUCAAAAGUAUAAGCAACAACAAUAACAACCAUCACCACAACAACCAUCGCAGGAACAAUCGACAUCACACUCGCAGCAUUUUGAAUAGGAACAACAAUAACAACCACAACUACAACAGCUUCAACAACCACACAGGAAGAAACAGCAACCAACGUCAUCAUCAGUUCCACCCCUCACGCAACAACCACCACCACCACAACCGCAACCACAAAAACAACAACCCACGCCAUGCAAAUCACAACAAACAUCGCACCAAUCACCACCAACACCACCAAAACCAUCACCAACAACAACAGCUACAACGUCAACUCCAACUACCCAACCUGGCUUUCCACCACCUGCACAACCAGCCAAACCACCCCCUCGGUCACCACAUCAAGAGGCGCCUGCACGGGAUGAUGAAACGAAGACUCCACCACCAGCCCUUCCAAACGCCCUUCUUCCAACCCCAGAGAACGCAAGCUUCCCUACGCUCCUCCCUCGCGGACGGUCUCAGUUACCACCCUCGCCCGCAACUUUGGGACCUGAGCAGACUACACAACCACCACGAAAGGGUCAUCCAGCACCUGAGUUCCCGUUUCCGCGAACACAUGAUGAGGAUGAAGUCUAAAAGCGUCCCCCACCUCGCCGCCAGCCACUACCGCCCCCACCACCGCAGUCCCAGCAGCCACCGCCCCUCGCACCAUUUAUCCCGACGCAGGGGCCAUGACAGCAGCCUCCACAGCAGUCGACGAGGUAACUGCCACCAUGAUAACCCCCUCCAGCAUGAGAGGAGAACGGUGGACGGGGCUCGAGGGGGCGGCACGCAGUUCAAGAUACCAAGAACACCUACCAUCGUGCCUGAAGAUGUGGAGGUGUUCCAAUGGCCGAAUCCUCCACCCACCACUACUACCACCACCACCACCACGACCACGACCACCACCACGACGACUCCACGACCCAACACCAUCGACGACAGACAAAUGACAAACUGUACCCCAGCGGGAACUUUCGGACAUAACCCUUUCCUAAGUUUCGGGUCCUCGCGUGGGCGGCUCCCCGUCUGCCCGCCCAUACCCACGGCGACACUGCCCGACCCCUUCCCCCGUAACCCGCUCCUCAACGGCCUCCUCCCCAGCGCCACGCCUCCCGCUGCGCCAGGCUGGGAGGGGCGCAGCGACACCCUUCCGACGAGCGUUCAGGAUCACCUCAACCAAGGCCCAGACCCACGCACGCCUCCAGCCAGCCCCGACAGCCCCGCCUCCUCCAUCCCCUGCAUCAAGUGCCCGCCAGACACCCGCGUGCAGGCCCCGAGAGGAAGGGACUGUGUCUACGCCCAAACGCCCAGCCCCAUCCCAUGCACCGCGCAGUGGCGGCCGGACGUGGAGACCAUCGUGACGGAGGGACCGGCGCCGGGGACACGCCUACGGGAGGGGCACUACGCCAUCUCCUUCUCGGUGGUGGUGGUGGGGGACGCGCGCCCUCCCAAGCCUAUCGCCACGUGCAGGGUCGACUAUGACGUGGAAGUCCGCAAGUGUCCCGAGUUACCCAGGCGUGCAGGGCUGGAGGCGCGGUGCACAGCGGGGCGCGCCUGGGGCUCCCGCUGCACCUGGCGCUGUGCCCGGCACCUGCAGCUAGUGGGGCCCGCCUUCACCACCUGCAGCGGCCGCCGUCACCCCCACUGGACGCACGCGCCACCUUCCUGCCUCGCCCCCCCGACACAACCUCCACCACCACCACCACCACCGCCUCCUCCGCCUCCACCACCAUCGCCUACCAGGGGCUGUAAAUCCCCUCCUGACGUCCCCGGCGGGCAUUACACAUGUAAGACACCCUCAGGCAGACCAACCAACAUCCCGAUACCCAAGGACGACCCGAUGGUGACAAGACCCACGAGAGAUGCCCGGCGCGCCCACUACGACGAGGGAACGAGGUGUGAGCUGGAGUGUGGGCGUGGGCGGACCGUACCUGUAUCUCAGCGUGGGCGGCGGCGACUCACCUGCACCCCCGGUGGCCACUGGGACCACCGGCCGCCCCCGUGUCGCCUCCAGGUGGCGCCGCUGUUGCAGAAGGGUGACUGUGAGGACAAGACCUUGGCGCCCCCGCACUCCCCGCUCUCUUUAAUGCCGCUGCCCACCUUCACCACCUCCAGCGGCGUGGCGGCCCGGGUCACCUGCCUGCUGGACGCGCGCACGAAGGGGACCCACACGAGGACCUGCACCGCCGAGGACCCCGAGCUGGAGACUAAGACCCACUGCAAGUACCGCAUCAAGCUACUGGACGCCACCCCGGAUCCUGACGCAGUACUCGUGCCGGGCUUGACAGGAGGGAGCAGGGGACCCCGAGACCCACACGCGAGGGGCGGGGGAGGCCACGACGACGAGUGGGCGGAGGAGAGGCAGCACGCAAACGGCGGGAACGAAAUAACAAGUUACGACAACGAGGACCUUGACGAGGACGGCUAUGAGUUCGACUACAACGACGAGGACGAAGACAGCGAUGAGUUCGACUACUACUACGACGGGAGUGAGUUCGGUGACGACGACAAGGACUUCCUCGACGACUACAAUGGAGAGACUGAGACGUUGCCGGAGCUACAGCGAGUCCACAGCCAGACCCUUGGAGCGAAGACCCCCACCACCACGAAGGGACGAGGAGGCGACAACAGCGGCAGACACGGCAGGAAGGUCAAGAAACACAAAGGAACACGAAACUCGGCGGUAAGGAGACGAAACACGGAUAACGAGAGACAAGACAAUGAAACGGUUAAAGGAAGGUCAUUACUUUUGCCAUCGACGCCACCUUCCUCCUCCUCCAUCCCUGCGGUGAGUCAAAGUGUGAGGACAAGGGAGAUCGAAGCUGCAAGACACGGCUCCCAAAACACCACAAACCUAAGCAUCUCGGACCCCAUAACCAACGAACGGCGGAAGAGAAAAGAAGCAGCUCACCACCACCAUCACCAUCACCACCAACACCACGUGAGGGGGGAACGAACCUGGGUGCACGGCGGAGCAGAAACACCUCACCACCCCCGGAGAACCACCAAUAACCAUCACCCGCAACACCCCCAGAAGCACGUGCGAGGAGAGCGAACCUUUAUGGACAGCAGAACAGAAACACCUCAUCACCAUCACAACCCUAACCACCCCAAGAACCAUCACCGCCAAAAACCUGUGAGGGGCGAGCGAGAACCAACAUCCAUCAACAGAUUACGCAAGUACGAGAUUAAAACGAAAGAAAACAGCAAACCCACCACCGAUAUGGGAGACUUCAGAAAAGGCGCACCUAGGACAUCAUCUUCCCCUCAACCUUCGGACAACAGACGAAACGCAGGUGGUGAGGGGGACGCUGAGGGGGUGGACGAGGCUCAGGUGAGAAGUCCGACAGAUGAGCAGAGCGUCCCAGCUACCAUGGAGGCCGUGGUGAGGAUGGAGGUGAAGGUGGGGGGCUGCGGCGUGGGGAGGGAGGUGGCACGGCUGCUGGGGAAGGCACUAAAGGACCAAGAAGGGUGUCGCAAACGACUCACCUGUUACAACCCACGCCACACCUGCAGAAGAACAUUAGAGGCGGACGGGCAGGCGCGGGUGGAAGUAGUGUGGGCGGUGGGCGGCGUGUACGACAGCCAGAAUGAUGCCGGUACCCCCCCUCAACAACAACAACAACAACAACAACAACAACAACAACAACAACAAGGGCAACAACAACCUCACGUGCCCGAAGUGGAAACAGCGAUAUCAGCAAUCCUGGAGUCAACGCGCGCCACCGUCACCUCGCCGAGCCUCGCCGCGGCCCUGGCAACCCUCGGCGCCACCCUCGACCCGUCCUCCUUCCUGGUGACGCAGCUCGAUCUCGUGUGCCGCCUUCCGGGCCUCAGCCUCCGCCCGGGGACCAACCGAUGCUGGCCGAAGUAGACGUGUGUACAGCGAAAAGAACACUCUCUGCAGUCCACACCAGUCCCUCCCUCCUCCCUCUCUCUCCCUCUCUCGCUUCCUCCACCUUCACGAUAAGAACACUCUCUCUACACUCCACAUCAGUCCCUCCCUCUCUCUCCCUCUUUCCCUCUCUCGCUUCCUCCACCUUCACGAUAAGAACACUCUCUCUGCAGUCCACAUCAGUCCCUCCCUCCCUCUCUCUCUCUCACCUCCUCCACCUUCACGAUAAGAACACUCUCUACAGCUCACAUCAGUCCCCCCCUCCCCCUCUCUCUCUCUCUCUCCCUCCUUCCCUCUCUCCCUUCCUCGCCUCCUUCACCUUUACCUUCGUCACAAGAGUCUUCCACCUUCAUCAGUUCCUUUACAUAUGCAGUCUAUUAUAGGUUCCUCUCACUCCCCUCCUCUUUGGACUCUCUCCUUUAACGUGUCACUUUUACCUUUCUCUUAAUUCCUUUUACACCUUAAUUUUUCUUUACCUGUCCACUUCUAUGUAAUUCUCUUCUCAUUUCUUUUCCCUUAGUUUUCACAUUCCCUUCUCCCUCUUUCCGAUAUUUCAUCUUUAAUUUCCUUUUUUUUCCCAUUUCCUUUCUUUUAUGUCUCUCAACUCUUAACUUUUCUUAUAGUUUAUCCUUAAAUACCUCUAGUCUUGCCCUUCAGUGUUUUUUUUAUAUUAAUUUAUCUUCAGUUUUCACCUCUUCUCCACCACACCUUCAUCCUUCGUUCUUUUCUUUAUCUCUCCUCUUGUUUCUCGUUAACUGUUUUGCGUUCUCUUCGUCUCAUCGACCAUCCAUUUGAUUUUUUUUUUUUUUUGUGUGUGUGUGUGUGUGUGUGUUUCUUUUUUUCCUCGUUUCCUUCGUUUAUAAUCGUCUCUUCAUAUACGUUUUUUUCCCGUUUAGUUUGUCCUUUUUUUUUUAUGUUCUCGCCCCCCCUUCCCCCCCAAUAAAAAACAAGCGUUUCCCCCCCCCCCCCCCUCUCUUGCUGUCCGUCCUAAACCAUCAAGGUGUAAAUAAAAUCGUGCGUGUUUUUUCCA
This is a messenger RNA of Eriocheir sinensis (Chinese mitten crab), 5797 nucleotides long. RefSeq lists its product as uncharacterized. The record is from RefSeq and is a predicted model, not a curated record. NCBI's taxonomy places the organism in Eukaryota, Metazoa, Arthropoda, Malacostraca, Decapoda, Varunidae. Bases 598 to 4746 code for a protein of 1382 amino acids. The transcript has 13 exons.